Messenger RNA from Cotesia congregata, 1200 nucleotides. The record is from the annotation of a GenBank genome assembly. NCBI's taxonomy places the organism in Eukaryota, Metazoa, Arthropoda, Insecta, Hymenoptera, Braconidae.
GUAUAUGAUGACAAUUUGAGUGACUUUGAUAUUAUUAGAAGUAUAAUUGAAAAAAAUGAUCAAGAAGACGCUUUUUACAUCCUUAAUAUUGAAGAAAUUAUUAAACAGCAUAAAAAAUGGUUUGCAAUGAUACCCCGAGUUUUUCCGCACUAUGCAAUAAAGUGCAACCCAGAUGAUACUGUCAUACGUGUGCUAGCUGCUCUCAAUGGAAAAUUUGAUUGCGCUACCAAGCAAGAAAUAAAACAAGUUCUGGAAGCUGGUGUAAAAAAUGACCGUAUAAUAUUUGCAAACCCUACUAAAUUACCAUCUCAUAUUAAGUACGCGGAAAAAGUUGGUGUCAGUACAAUGACAAUAGACAACGCGGCAGAAGUAUUAAAAAUAAAAGAACUUUAUCCUGAUGCUAAACUUGUAAUAAGACUUGCAAUAGACGGCGAAUCAUCGGGGAUGAAAUUCAGUGAGAAAUUUGGCUGCAAACCUACAACAGAUGUUAUUAAAUUGAUGAAUUUUAUAAAAAAGCAUAAUAUGUAUUUACGUGGGUUCAGUUUUCAUCUGGGGAGUCCUUGUUAUGAUACAGAUGCUUAUUACCAUGCUAUUAAACUUUGCAAUAAAUUUAUUGAGACUGCCCGUGGCAUGGGGUUUGAUGAAGCUAAUCUUAUUGAUAUUGGCGGAGGGAUGACUGGUGAAGAUCAUGAUUUAUUUGAAAAGGUAGCAAAAUCAGUAAACGCUGCGCUGAUUGACGUAGAUCCUUCAAUAGAAAUUAUCAGCGAACCUGGAAGAUAUUACGUUGAAACAGCAUUCACAUUAGCAACUUACAUACACAGUAAAAAAAUAAAAGAAGACAACGGUAAAUUAACUCGUCAUUAUUACAUUAAUGAUGGAAUUUUUGGAUCCUUUAUCGAUAAACUUUAUGGAGUUGAAAAGACACCGUUACCUUUAUUAAAAACAAAUGAAAAAAAAUAUAAAUCUGUUGUUUGGGGACAAACAUGUGAUUCAAGUGACUGCGUGACAUCAAAAGCUAUGAUCGAAGACCUGGCAAUCGGUCAGUGGAUGAUAUGGAAAGAUGUUGGGUCAUACACUGUUUGUUUGGCGUCCAACUUCAAUGGAUUUUUACCGUCUGGUGUUUUGCCGAUUAUCAGAAAAAGUGCAAUGAAAAGUUUUUUAGAAGACGUAAAAACUUUGCAAGGGAAAAAUACUAAACCU